Sinocyclocheilus anshuiensis is the source of this 2084-nucleotide messenger RNA. Its product is annotated as histone-lysine N-methyltransferase SETD7-like. Gene Ontology annotation, cellular component: chromosome; nucleus. Gene Ontology annotation, molecular function: protein binding; histone H3K4 monomethyltransferase activity; chromatin binding. The transcript has 8 exons. The record is from RefSeq and is a predicted model, not a curated record. Gene Ontology annotation, biological process: heterochromatin organization; peptidyl-lysine monomethylation; regulation of DNA-templated transcription. Lineage: Eukaryota; Metazoa; Chordata; Actinopteri; Cypriniformes; Cyprinidae.
UGAUGUCAGACUGUGCGCCGGGAACUGUCAUUUCUGCCCUGCUGAAGCUUCCGCGACAGGCAUAUACAGAAGCAAAAUAUUAUCCCUCUAAUAAACAACAGAGGAAGCGCAAUCAUGGACAGCGAUGAUGACAAUAUGGAAGAAGUGGUGGAAGGACCACUGGAUGAGGAUGACCAGCCUCAUGGCUUCUGCACUGUGACCUACUCCUCCAGCGACAGAUUUGAGGGACACUUUGUUCAUGGGGAGAAAAAUGGAAAAGGAAAAUUCUUCUUUUUUGAUGGCAGUACGCUGGAGGGUUUCUAUGUGGAUGAUGCUUUGCAGGGCCAGGGCAUUUAUACUUACGAGGAUGGGGGAGCAUUACAUGGGACUUAUGUAGACGGCGAGCUCAAUGGACCUGCUCAAGAGUUCAAUCCAGAAGGUCAGCUGGUCUUCAGAGGCCAGUACAAGGACAACAUUCACUAUGGCAUGUGCUGGAUCUACUACCCGGAUGGCGCCUGCGUGGUUGGGGAAGUGAAUGAAGAUGGAGAGAUGACUGGAAAGUCUGUGGCUUAUGUUUAUCCUGAUGGGCGUACGGCUCUGUAUGGCUCCUUUGUUGAUGGAGAACUGAUUGAGGCCCGACUUGCCACUCUUACCACCCAAGAGAACGGCCGACCACACUUCACUGUUGAUCCAGAUAGUCCUGUUUACUGCUACGAUAAAUCCACCUCGUCAUGUAUCGCUGGUCAUAAACUGUUGCCUGACCCCUACGAAAGUCAACGUGUGUAUGUUGGACAGUCACUUAUUUCCGGAGCUGGAGAAGGGCUAUUUGCAAAAACUGAGGCUGAGGCUAACACAGUGAUGGCUUUUUAUAAUGGUGUCCGCAUUACACAUACAGAGGUGGACAGUCGUGACUGGUCCCUGAACGGGAACACUAUUUCAUUGGACGAGGACACUGUGAUUGAUGUUCCGGAACCUUUCAAUCUGACGGAGAAUUAUUGUGCAUCUCUAGGUCACAAGCCCAAUCACUCCUUCACUCCCAAUUGCAAAUAUGAUCCGUACGUCCAUUCUCGUUUUGGGCAAAUAAAAUGCAUCUGAACAAUCCGUGCUGUGGAGAAAGAUGAAGAACUCACUGUUGCUUAUGGUUAUGACCAUGAGUCAUCGGGGAAGUCUGGUCCAGAGGCACCAGAAUGGUACACAAAACAAUUGCUGUAGUUUCAGCAGAGGGAGUCUGGAAAAGAUGCUGAUGAGACCUGCUAAGACUCCUCUCACUACCGCUGUCCUGAAAAAACAUUAUCUCCCAUCCCAGCCUGUAACUACCACCAGAAACUCUACCUUUGUUCUUCAACCUUCUUGCAGCUAACACUAACAUCUAAUCACUCUUGAACUGAUUUGCGGCAUCCUCAUCAGUUUACAAGGAUUGCAAAUGUGAAAUCCUCACUCAGAUCACUGAGCAAGCUGCAAAAUUCUAUGGUUCUACAGUGUGGAAGGACUAGUAUGUGUGUCAGUUGGUGACUGAUUUGGUUGCACUACAAGAAUACAGAGACUGAAAAAGAGCAAGUGAUUUAAAAGGCAUUUUGACUGAAAUCGAUGAAGUGGAGUGGAGUUUGAAAGUUUUAAAAACCAUUGUCACUAUUUCUUGAGAUAUACAACCACUUUACCACAACUUGUGAAAACUAUGCAGUAUUAAACCAGUAUAGUUUAUUUUGCUGCUCUGUCCAUGUUUCCCCUAAGAACUGAAAAUAUAGAUGUUUUUUAUGUUUAUAUUACCAACAAUUAUUCUUGUAUUAUAAACCAAUUUGUUCUCUUUUUUUUGCAUGUGCGAACAGCUACAGUUAUGUUUAAAUAGGCUCUAGUAGUCUCGAGGUACAGUAUUACACAGACAAAGCUGUUUAUUUACAUGAUUUUUUUUUCAAGAAAAACUGAAAGAUUUACACCAUUAAAAUUAAGUUAAGUAAGGUGUACUGUAUAUAUGGGGAGAAGACUGAACAGAAUGUACAGUAUUUGAGGAAAAAGGCACAAGUUAAAGAGAAAUCUUUUUACUGAACUGAACUUCAAUAUGCAAAAGCUGUCAACAAAGAUUUAUCAAUAAAAACUCCAGCAUAGAG